Prorocentrum cordatum is the source of this 1416-nucleotide messenger RNA. The record is from the annotation of a GenBank genome assembly. NCBI's taxonomy places the organism in Eukaryota, Dinophyceae, Prorocentrales, Prorocentraceae.
GAGGACUGGGACGCGAUGCCGAUUGGAUUCCCAACGUGCUACGACGGAUCCGGGUACUCUCCCCCGCUUAGAAUGGUGAUCAGCAGUGACAUGGUGCAGCGCCCCUGGACCAAGACUAACAGCCCCCAGCGCACGCAGGAGCAGCUGCUCCACAGCGCUGGGCAGGCACUGGCCGGCUCCCUGGCCAUGAGGGGACCGGUUACAGGGGCUGUCCCGCUACCCGGCGACUGGGCUCGGCGGCUGCAUCUACAUGGACAUGAGUUAAGGGGGGCCUUCUUCACCGGGUUCUACGCAGACGUGGAGCCACCCGGCGACGGCUCCACCUCGGCCCGGCAGGUCAUCGCUAGCAAGACCACCUGCGCCCUAGGCGUGCAGAUCCUCACCUGUUCCCAGUCCGACGAGCAGUGCCGGGAAAUCCUGAGUAGGUACCACCUGCAAGACCGGCUCAAAGGACAUCAGCAGGGCCACAGCGAGUACAACCUGCUGGUCUGGGACACCAAGUGGGCCAUGGAAUGGGCGGAGCGCGACAUGGCGGCAGGCGCCCCAAACCCCUUCCUUAUCUCCAAAUCCUCGCUAACAGUGGAUUUCUUGGCAGAGAUGACGCAUGUCUGGCCUCCCGCCCCCGGCGCCAGGGUCUCGGGCACAGACCGGAGCUGCCCCGCGGGAAUCGCGCUAGUCCACUGCGACGCCACGAGGAACGGCCCCUUUCACGACACCGACGACACAGUUACAAGGCCAAGCCCAGGCCAGGCAUACUACAGGGUCCGCACCACGAGGAAGACCCAAUUCAACAGGGUCAACGCGGCGAUGCGGGAAUUCUUUUCAAUCGGAUGCAAUGGGGCGGCUCUCUGGGGCACCGCCCUCCCGCCCAUCGUUUGGGCGCUUGUCUUCCGGCACGAGGGCUACGACGACAAGGCCGGAGCCCUGGCCGUGCCGGCCCAGGGAGAGGCGGCAGAUCUCCUGCUGGCGCAGGCCUCGGUGACACUGGAGCGCACUAUCGACGAUCCCGACCAACCCCGUGCCAACCCGCGUACGGGGUGGGGCGUAGGAUGCUUUGGCGGCGCCGGCGGGUCCAUGGACAACCUGGCAGAGCAAUUCGGAAAUAAUUUGAACCCGGACAACAAGGACCUGUUCCCGCGCGUGGCAGAGCGCCGCGCACACGAGGACAAGGUAAAGGGCAGCGUGGCCAAGACGAUCACCCCCGCAGCCAAUACCGUGCGGAAGUCGCUAGAGGCAAAACCUAUCUUGGCCACGCACGAAGCGGGAGCUGACCUCCGGGACAAGAAGUUCCUCAUAUGCAUCCUCGACGAGCCAGGACAAACGUCCGAGCUCAUGGCCAUCAUGUCCCUGAACCACGCCGUCAGAUGCGGGGCCAGGGCGGUUCUCUUCGGCGACGAGCGGCAGCUGUGCCCGACG